CUACCAAGUAGACUUGGUAGUCUUGGCCCAAGUAGACUCACAGCUGCCCUGUUCUGUGCAAAGCACUUAGAAGAUGUGAUCCCUGCCCUGGAGACUUAAAAUAUACACAUUUCUCCAACUUUGUAUCCAUCUUUGGGAAAAUACAUUGCAAGGGUAAUUCCUGUUUAUUCCAAACCUCAUGUUCUUUAUUUUACUAAAGUACUCAAAAUGGAGCUCCUGAGUCUGAGGGAGGUUCCCAAGUACAUGGAAUCCUGGGAAGAAUUAUAGGGCUCAGAGGUCUGAAGUCUAGCGUUCUAAUCCUAGCUCUGCCACCUCAGCUGUGUAACCUCCAGUGAAUGACUUUCCCCUCUGGGCCUCAGUUCUCUUUGUAAAAUGGAUGGGCCUGACUUUGUAUGAAAAUAAAAGCAGUUGGGUAUAUCUGACUAUUUACCCCAUUGUGUGUAAUUGGACAGUAUCUUACCUCCUAAAUGCUUAGGUGCAGGAUAGAUGCAUCAGUAAGCUGAGGGGCAGGAAGACAGCAUGUGCCUAUUUCAGUCUGUAAAAAGGAAGGCCCAGGAUGUGCUGCCCCUCUAGUGAGUGGUUGGAGUGGUGGUCGACCAAAGGGGGGCUUACCACAAUAAGGGCCCACCCAAACAUGUCUGUGUGUCUUAGCCCCUAGGUUUACAAAAGGCUCCAAAGCCCCAGAGUCUUCAUGGCACUACCAAGGACGAACCCUUGUUCACCAUUCACCAUUCAAAAACAAUACACCCCUCAUACCCCCCUUCGGAGAGACAACCCAGGGAGAAAUAGUCAGCAGAGGUGGAAGAUGGUGAGAUCUGGAAAAGCACUGGUGAAGCCAGGCUUCCUGCAGGGCCCCAUCUCAGGCUUCCCCAGAAAGUGCAAGCAGGGGAGCUUUCUGGCCCCCUGCAGCAGUUACUUCUGGAGGACAGUGGGAUUGGUGGACACAGGCAUCCAUGCCCAAAGGCUUCCUGGCUUCGGUCCAAGCGACUGGCAGGUUCAUCCUUCUCCCUAGAGCCCCACGAACACCACUUCCGGCCCUCCUGUCUCUGCUUGGGCUCUAGCUGCCUGGAUUUCUAUGCCCAUGCCAGGCCUUCCCUGUGCAGAGCUUUCUCGCUCUCCCUUACAACCCUUAUUCACUCGCACUCUCCCUAUCUAUUUCUUUCUCCCUCCUCCUCCUCCCCUGCUUCUCUCCUCCUUGCCAACCCUCAGCAGUCCCAGAAUGGGUCCCCCCUCCCUCCCCCACAGCAUCUCCCCCUCCUUAGCUCUCACCCCUGCACCUUUCUUUGUAUUCCUCUCGCCCUCUCCCGGCCUCGCCUGUAUCUCUCCUCCCCCGCCUGCCUUCAGCCUCCCCCAGCCUCCCCAUCUUCAGCUCAGUCUCCUCCCUCUCGCUGUGCUCCCCUCCCCCUCUCCCCCAACCCUCGGUCUCACCCCACUCCCCGCCGGCAUCCCUGGGUUUCUUUCCACCCUAGGGGGGGUCUCUGUGCCCCUCAUUCUCCUCUCUACCUGCCUCUACUUUCACCUCAGAUUUAGCCGGCACCCAUCCUUUCCUGCCUGGGUCCCCCACACACACUGCUAACAUCGCCACUGUGUCUUCUUCCUCUCCUUCUCUCCCCACCCUCUCCUCUUCUCUCUUCUCCCUGCCCCUUUAAAUCUGCCUGGCCCAGCCUCCCCCGUGAUGCUGGGAUGGAGCAAACAUUGAUUUGUGCUGGGAUGGAAUCGGAAUUUUGAUUUUUUUUUUUCCUUUCCCAACCAUAAGAAGGGAAAAAAAUAAUAAAAAACACCUCCUUUUGAUAGCCCCCUCUCCUUUCCCAUCCAGUUCCCAGCUCCUCUUCCCUAUCUCCAUCCAAGGCAAAAUUUUUCCCCUCCACUAUUCUCAUCCCCUACCCCACCCCUGCCACUACCUCGCCCCCCACCCCCAUCGCCUGCUCCUCCAGCUGGGGAGAGAGGGGACUCUCUCUUGCGGCUCCCCCACCUUCGCUCUCUGGGUAGGAGCAGUCUCUCCGGAAGGGGAGGGGGCUUUGACUUGCCGGGACGAGGUGGGAGUGGAGGUAUCCUGCCAUGGAUGCUGUGCCUGGGAGGCAGCCUGAGCCCCAGCCCACAUGGUGAGUAACCUGCCCCCUCCCUUCCGCCUGUCUGCCCAUCCCCACCCUCGUCUUUUCCCUGCGGAGCCUCCUCCAUCCCCAUCUUUCCCCCCACCAAACCCACUGCCCACCUUGGUCCGAUCUCCCCCCCCCCCCCUACAUUUUCAUCCUCCACCCCUUGCCUGGGAAGCCAGAGAAUCGGGGCAGAAGGGUCCUGACAGCAGCCAGAGGAGCGGACGGCCUACGACUCUGCCCAACCCCCUCUCAGGACCCCCCCCCCCCCCGCCCGCCCCAGCAACUGCCAUCCACACCCGACACUUUGGGGUUCCAGGCUGGAGAAACGGGACUCCUGCUUGGGGUUGGGGCCCCAAGUCCUGGGAGGGGCUCUCAAUAGGAGGGAGGGGUGGGGGAGCCCCCAUGCCCCCAAAGCUUAAGAGCUGCUGGAAGAUGCUGCCGAAGGGUGGGGGGUUGGGGGGCGGUGCUGAUGCCCCAGAGCCUCUGGGCCAGGGAGCGGCGGGCAAAGAGGAGGGGCCUCGCUCGCCACUUCCCCCCUCUUUCUCCGCAGCCACUCAGGAUGAGGGUCCGGCCCUGCCAGCCCGCGCUGGGGCCCCCCCGCCCGGCCCCGGUCUAACUGCCCCCGCCCCCAGGCCUCGCCCCGCUCGCAGGCCCCCAGCCGGCUCUCCAGCCCCAGGAUGCGCUGAGCCGCCGGGGGGCUGAGGCCGCGCCAACUACAUGCAUGUCCCCCGGGGGCAAGUUCGACUUUGACGACGGGGGCUGCUACGUGGGGGGCUGGGAGGCGGGGCGGGCACAUGGCUACGGCGUGUGCACGGGGCCCGGCGCCCAGGGCGAGUACAGCGGCUGCUGGGCGCACGGCUUCGAGUCACUGGGCGUCUUCACGGGGCCCGGCGGACACAGCUACCAGGGCCACUGGCAGCAGGGCAAGCGCGAAGGGCUGGGCGUGGAGCGCAAGAGCCGCUGGACGUACCGCGGCGAGUGGCUGGGCGGGCUGAAGGGGCGCAGCGGCGUGUGGGAGAGCGUGUCGGGCCUGCGCUACGCCGGGCUCUGGAAGGACGGCUUCCAGGACGGCUACGGCACCGAGACCUACUCCGACGGAGGCACCUACCAGGGCCAGUGGCAGGCCGGGAAGCGCCACGGCUACGGGGUGCGCCAGAGUGUGCCCUACCAUCAGGCGGCGCUGCUGCGCUCGCCCCGCCGCACCUCCCUGGACUCCGGCCACAGCGACCCCCCGACACCGCCCCCACCCCUGCCCCUGCCGGGCGACGAGGGAGGCAGCCCGGCCUCAGGCUCCCGGGGCGGCUUCGUGCUGGCCGGGCCGGGGGACGCUGAAGGCGCGUCCACCCGCAAGCGCACUCCCGCGGCCGGCGGGUUCUUCCGCCGCUCGCUGCUGCUCAGCGGGCUCCGGGCUGGCGGGCGCCGCAGCUCCUUGGGCAGCAAGCGGGGCUCCCUGCGCAGCGAGGUGAGCAGUGAGGUGGGCAGCACAGGACCCCCGGGCUCCGAAGCCAGCGGGCCCCCGGCCCCAGCUCCGCCCGCCCUCAUCGAGGGCUCUGCCACUGAGGUGUAUGCGGGCGAAUGGCGCGCCGACCGGCGCAGCGGCUAUGGUGUGAGCCAGCGCUCCAACGGGCUGCGCUACGAGGGCGAGUGGCUGGGCAACCGGCGGCACGGCUACGGACGAACCACCCGCCCGGACGGCUCCCGCGAGGAGGGCAAGUACAAGCGCAACCGGCUGGUGCACGGGGGGCGCGUGCGCAGCCUCCUGCCUCUGGCCCUUCGGCGGGGCAAAGUCAAGGAGAAGGUGGACAGGGCUGUCGAAGGCGCCCGUCGAGCCGUGAGCGCUGCCCGCCAGCGUCAGGAGAUCGCUGCUGCCAGGGCGGCAGAUGCCCUUCUAAAGGCAGUGGCAGCCAGCAGCGUCGCUGAGAAGGCUGUGGAGGCAGCUCGAAUGGCCAAACUGAUAGCCCAGGACCUGCAACCCAUGUUAGAGGCCCCAGGCCGCAGACCCCGGCAAGACUCAGAAGGUUCCGACACAGAACCCUUGGAUGAGGACAGCCCUGGGGUAUACGAGAAUGGACUGACCCCCUCAGAGGGCUCCCCUGAACUGCCCAGCAGUCCUGCCUCCUCCCGCCAACCCUGGCGACCCCCUGCCCGCCGGAGCCCACUGCCUCCUGGAGGGGACCGGGGUCCCUUCUCCAGCCCCAAAGCUUGGCCUGAGGAGUGGGGGGGGCCAGGUGAGCAGGCAGAGGAACUAGCUGGCUAUGAGGCCGAGGAUGAGGCUGGGAUGCAGGGGCCAGGGCCCAGAGACGGUUCCCCACUCCUCGGAGGCUGCAGUGACAGCUCUGGAAGUCUUCGAGAGGAGGAAGGGGAAGACGAAGAGCCCUUGCCCCAGCUGAGAACCCCAGGGCGCUUGGAGCCUGAGCCCAUGGCCACGCCAGUCCUGAGGGGCCCAUUCUCAAGGGGUCCUGAAGCCGGGUGCCUGAUGGAAGAGUUUGAGGAGCCUGCUGCAACGGAGAGGCCCGUCCAGCCGGGAGCUGCCAACCCCCUGGUGGUGGGAGCCGUGGCCCUCCUGGACCUCAGCCUGGCGUUCCUGUUCUCCCAGCUCCUCACCUGAGGCUCCUGCCCAGCCUAGUUCUGGCUUCGGUUGCUGCCUCUUCACUUCUUUGACCUGCCUUUUUCUCUUUUCCUCCUCCUGGUUGUUUUUUUCUCCUCUCUUUCUUUCUCUUCUCCCUUCCCAUUCUUUUCUGUUCCCCCUUUGUUUUUGUCUUUUGCUUUUUCUUUCCAGCUGUCCUUUCAGAUUCUCUCAUUUAUUCUGGAUCUGUCUCUGUCUUCCUCACUCUCCUCCCCACCCUGCCCAACCUCUCUCUCUAGAUUGUUUACAUAUGAAGGGCUUUUCUCGCUCAGAGUUGCUCUCUUCUCUGAGACACACAAAUCUAAGUCAGACCAUUGCCCCAUGUCCUCCCCGCCUUUUCUUUAGACCUGAACUUCGGUGAGGGUGGGGGUUUGGUAUCCUGAGGGGUCUCCUGGAAGCUGAGUGGGAAGGAAGAAGAAAAUGGAGAAGGGAUGACUGUAUACUGGGCAAGGCACUGGCUGAGCUGCUGUGGCUCCCUGACCCAAGGGGCCUGGUGUCCCUCUGAGGCCUAGUGGAAGAGCUGGAGGACAUAUGGCCUCCAUCUCUGACCUUGGAGGAUCCGAUCUCACCUCCAAGCACUGAACUAGGUUCUUGCCUAACUCCAUCCUUCCCUGAAGGAGAUAGGGGAGAUGAAAAGUAGAAUGACUCCCUAGGAUCUCCCUCUUCCUUUCCUCAACAGCCAGCCUCUCGUCCAACCCCCCUAGGGUGGCAUGCCUUGUCAAGAGCAAUGUGUAAAGGAAAGAAAAUGUCUAACACAGUCACGUCUACCCACUGACCUCUCCCACCCUCUUCUCCCCCCCCCCCCCCUAAAAUUUAUUUGGUUGGUCUGGACUCACUUGUGGCCUUUGAUUAGACUUCUAAGGGGCCUGAAGAAGACAUUUCUAUUGCCGAGGGUUAGAGGCACUUGAGCUAGGACCCCACUCCCCAACUCUGGCAGUUAUGGUGUGCGGGUUGCAGGGAGGCAUUUUGGGGAACACAACCAGCCUAGAUAAGAGGAACUCACAGAGCAGCAGAAGCUGUGACAAGUUUAGUAGUCUAAAUGGGUUAUAUCCCUUCCCCCCAUCACAUCAGGAUCUUGUGAAAUGGGAAAACAACAGAAAGAGGGAUCAAAGGAAGCCAAUCUCUCACACACUUUCCAGGCAGGGCAGAGGUGGCAGUCAAACCAGGGUGAGAGGUGGGUGGAGAGCCCUGUUUGAGAUUGUGGCUGAUCCCUGUUAAUAGCUUUCCCCUGGGGGCAGGAAGCCCUAGGAAGAGGGGGACCCCUCUGUAGGGUCCCCAGGGGAUCUUUCCUCCCUCCCCUGCAUGAGGCAGACGCAAGCUGCCUGCCAACCCCCUCCCUCAAGGAAUGGCCUUGCCUGGGAAUGCCCACCAUACAUACCCUCUUCUUUUUUUCUAGUCAAACUCUGUUUACUCCUUGGCCUGCCUCCCUCCCUCCCCUCUAAACCUUUACUUCUGAUUUCUAUUUCAUGGAAUUUGGGAUUGAAGUUAAACUACAACAGUGCCGCCAACACCAAGUCUUGCAGGAAAAAAAUACAAAGAAAUUUAACAAAAAAUAUAUUAAUAAAAAAGUUCAAAAAAGGGGGGGGACUGUCAUCUCCUUUGGGGUGCGAUGGCUUCAAAUCCAAGCUCUCUGAGGCUCUCUGGGUGAUGAGAAUGUACAAAGAGCCCUCU
This is a messenger RNA of Prionailurus viverrinus (fishing cat), 6393 nucleotides long. RefSeq names its product junctophilin 4 (gene JPH4). The coding region runs from base 2818 to 4704 and encodes 628 amino acids. NCBI's taxonomy places the organism in Eukaryota, Metazoa, Chordata, Mammalia, Carnivora, Felidae. The record is from RefSeq and is a predicted model, not a curated record. The transcript is spliced from 5 exons. Gene Ontology annotation, cellular component: junctional membrane complex; plasma membrane; endoplasmic reticulum membrane. Gene Ontology annotation, biological process: regulation of synaptic plasticity.